This is a messenger RNA of Odobenus rosmarus divergens (Pacific walrus), 1965 nucleotides long. RefSeq names its product armadillo repeat containing, X-linked 5 (gene ARMCX5). The record is from RefSeq and is a predicted model, not a curated record. NCBI's taxonomy places the organism in Eukaryota, Metazoa, Chordata, Mammalia, Carnivora, Odobenidae.
AUGGGGUUGGGAGCCAAGGCUAAGAUCCAGGCCAAGGCAGUGGCUGAGGCAGAACUGAAAACAGGACCAGUGCCCCAGGCCAAGGCUGGGGAUGGAGCAGUGGCCAACACAGUGACCUACACUGAGGCCGUGACUAUGACAAGGGAUGUGGGCAAGAUGGAAGCUAUGACUAAGAAUAGAGUCAUGACUGAGACUAAGGCAAAAUCCAUGGCAGAACCUGGUAUAGUGCCCCAGACCAAGCCAAAGGUGAUGCCUAUGGCCAGGGUCAGUGCAGUGACCAAGUACGAAGUCAAGGCUGGUGCUGGACGUGAAGCCAAUAUCAGGUCCUUUGCCAAGGCUGAUGAUAAAGCCAAUAUUAAGUCCAGGCCCCAGAAAAAGAGAGAGGACGGCAUCAAAUUCAGGGCUGGGGCUGGGGACAAAACUGGUAUUGUAAUCAAGUCCAGUGAUGAGGAUGAAGAAAAUGUCUGCUCCUGGUUCUGGACCGGAGAAGAGCCUAGUGUAGGAUCCUGGUUCUGGCCUGAAGAGGAGACUCCUUCUCAAGUUUAUAAGCCUCCACCUAAGAUCCAGGAAAAGCCCAAGCCCAUACCCAAACCAGAACUCACUAUAAAACAAAAAGCAGCAGCAUGGUCAAGGGCCAGGUAUAGUGUCCUAGUCCCAAUAGAAGGAGGGGAGCCGUCCUUGCCUGCAGAAGGGAAUUGGACUCUGGUUGAGACCUUGAUUGAAACUCCUCUGGGGAUUCGGCCUCUGACCAAGAUCCCACCCUAUAACGGGCCUUACUUCCAAACCUUAGCUGAGAUCAAAAACCAGGUUAAGUAUAGGGAAAAGUAUGGGCCCAAUCCAAGAGCCUGCCGCUGUAAAUCACGUGACUUUAGUUUAGAGCCUAAAGAGUUUGAUAAACUCGUUGCCCUACUUAAGUUAACUAAGGAUCCUUUUAUUCAUGAAAUAGCUACUAUGAUAAUGGGCAUCAGUCCUGCUUAUCCAUUUACCCAAGAUAUAAUUCAUGAUGUAGGUAUUACUGUUAUGAUUGAAAACUUGGUCAAUAAUCCCAAUGUUACAGAACACCCUAGAGCUUUAAAUAUGGUAGAUGACAACUCUGAGUCUUCUGAAGAACCAAAACCAGCAGAGUUAUAUAUACAUCAAGUUUGUAAGGACAUAAUCUCUUACCCGUUGAACUCCCCUGUGCAACUGGCUGGACUAAAAUUAUUAGUGCACCUGAGUGUGAAAUUUGAGGAUCACCGUAUAAUUGCUAAUUACAUUCCAGAUUUUCUUACCUUGUUAAACAAGGGAAGUGUCAAAACCAAGUUUUAUGUUUUAAAAGUGUUUUUGCGCUUGUCUAAAAAUCAAGCCAAUACAAGAGAACUGAUUAGUGCCAAAGUACUAUCAUCAUUGGUUGCUCCCUUUAACAAGAAUGAGUCAAAGGCCAAUAUUCUUAAUAUCAUUGAAAUAUUUGAGAAUAUAAAUUUCCAAUUCAAAAAGAAGGUGAAGCUGUUUACCAAGGAAGAGUUCACUAAAUCUGAGCUUAUUUCCAUAUUCCAGGAAGCAAAAGAGUUUGGUCAGAAACUCCAAGACUUAGCAGAGCACAGUGAUCCUGAGGUGAGAGAUAAAGUUAUACGAUUAAUACUCAAACUCUGAAUGGCUGUAUGUUCUCACAAAACCAUGAACAAUUUUUUUGGUGUUGUAAUAUGAAGCCACGCGUAUUAUAAUUGUUAGUUCAAUAUUUAUGUUAUUUGUAUUGAUUGAAGGAGGCAACCUUAUGGCUACCAAAUGAUCUUGAGAGCUUGAAUGUGUGUUGAUUUUCAUUGUGCUAUAUAAAUGGAGAUAUUUUUAGUAUUUCUGCAACAUUACCUGAUAAUGGACCUAUUCAUUCUGAGUAAGCUAUACUUCUGUGCUUUAUAUUGACAUAAGUGUAUUCAUUUGAGACUUUAUUUACAUGUUAAUAAAGUUGCAUGCUAAAACUGGUGAAAA